CUGGCCAAAUUUCCCAUUGUCCUUUCAUAGGUCCAAACUGAGUAAUGUGCAUUCAGUAACCACUAGGUGAUGAUAUAUACCACAAUACUAUAGGCCAUACCUCAGCCUGGUGUCACAUGUACAGUGAGAGGAAUGAACAUUAACUUGGCUUGGAGGCACUCAACCUGCUACACACACACCACCCUCUGAACCGCAGCUCAACUGUUCACCUUUCUCACACCUUCAGGGUAUUUGCAUAAAAGAAUCAGCUUCCUUUCUGCCCCUGUGCAAGCCGACAGGCACAAAGCCAAGCUGCAGUGCAGUGCAGCGCUCAAAUGUACUGUGCCAGGUGUUGGGGUUACAUGCACUCCACUCUACUUACAAAAGGAAGGGCUUUCUAACGUGUUUCAAAUGCAGGAACAUGGACAACAGCCUGCUGGAGCAAGGUCUGGCCCAGCCUACACUCGGGGUCUACACUCGGUCAGGCAGGCCGCAGAGUGGGCAGACCGGGCAGACUGGGACUGGCGUCUUGUCUGCAGUCCGUUUUCUGAGGACGUCAGGUUUCGUGGUUUGCGAUCCAGGACCGUGACCCAGAUGGGUGAGCUGCCAGGCCGACACCCCGAGAGACACCUGAGAAUGGGAAAUUCAGGGGAAAAAAAAGUUUCAUUUACUAGUUCUCAUGGAGAUAGGGAGAAACGUCCAACACCCAACUCUCAGCCACCUUGUUGUCCUUGUUGCAGACUAGCUCAGAAAACACACAGUGCCACACAAGUCCGGGCGAGAACAAAGUAAAGUUUGUAGCCAAUAGCCAAAGCACUGUGAUGCCAAUCGUGGAGACACUGUAGCCAAGCGCAGUUCAGAAAGCUCAGGUUUUCAAAGGAGAGCGUUCAGAAAAAUUCCUGGCCUCAGGGAACCGUCAUAUACAGGGGAGCUCAAUCUCUUCAGUCUAGGACAAAGGACAAUAAAAGAAUUAACCAAGGAAGGGGAACAGAAACCUUGUGUUUACGCAAAGAGUGGUGGGGGUCUGGAGCAGGCUUCCCUGUUGGGAGGAUGGGCCCUGUGGAGAAACCUGGACACAAUUUCAGUCGCACUCAGCUGCUGAACUAUCACACAGCGGUCCGGAGGAGCCAGACAGUGCCCUUUCAUCUGCAGCCUCAUCUGCUCCGACAGCAAAGAAGAAAGAGCUGAAAGCCAACGGGAACUUCGUUAAGAGCAGACUUCUCUAUGUGGUCUCAUGAACUGUGAGCCUUGACCUGUUCACCACCAUCAUCAUCAUCAUCAUCAUCAUCACCAGCAGCAGCCUCCUCAGGGGCCCUGUCACUGUUACUAGGUUUCUGUCAGGGGGAGGAAGAUCAAAGGAGACCAGAAACGGUGCUCAGCGCUAGUGUGCGCUCUUCCUCUGAGCUCAGCAAUUCGUCUGCGCUCCUGUUAUGACUGCUCACGCCGCGCUGGAGGGUUCAACAACAACGGAAGCAGCGAUCAGUGUGUGAAAGAGCGAGAGAGAGGGAGAGAGCGCAGAUCGUCGCUGCUUAUCUGCUCCUUGGCUGUUGUGAUUGCGAGACCUGUUUCUGCCCCCCGUGCCCGUCUCCCAGCGUCUGACCGGCGGUGUCGGUGGAGAAGGGACCGCAGGCACCGGAGGAUUCCCGGCUCAUGUAAGCGAGUGCUCGGACCUUCCCGUCAACAGAACAGCGCCGGCAGCGGCCCCGGGCUCGACGCAGGCUUCAGGAGGCACCGACGGCAGCAGAGUCGCGGGCAGGCGGGCCGCCGGCGAGCAGCGGAGGGGUGCGCGGGCCGUGGAGUUCACCCAGCAGCCAUGAGGCGCAAGAAAGGCCACCUGCUCCCCCGUUCCUGAGGCGACCUCGCAAGCAAGCAAGCAAGCAAGCAAGCAACCCCCCCACCCCCCAGCCAGGACAGCGUGGGAGACACCCCCAGCCACCCCCAUGAACGCCACGGGGCAGGAGCUGGGCAACGGCACGGGGCAGGAGUAUGCCUCGGUGCGGGCCUGCGCCUCCGCCGUCUCCUUCCUGCUGCUGGCCUUCAUCAACCUCAUCAUCAACUACACCAUCCUGCGGGACGAGGAGCUGCGCGGGCAGGCGCGCUUCGUGCUGGUCUUCCACCUGCUCUUCUCGGGCCUGGUCUACUUCGGGGUCAACAGCGCCUUCUACCUGCAGAUCUACCUGGGCGCCCGGCUGUCGGCCGGGGCCUGCCUGACCCUGGUCACCGUCCUGGUCACCAGCGCCUCCAACAUCCUGCUCACCCUGACCGCCAUGGCCCUGGACCGCUACUGCGCCAUCUGCUUCCCGCUGAAGUACAGCGCGCUCUGCGGGCGGCAGCGGCCCUGGCUGCUGGGGCUGGGCACCUGGGCGCUGGCGCUGAUCAUCCCGCUGUCUCUCUUCCUGCCGCCGGGCGCAGUGGCUGCCGACCCGAGCACCUGCCGGCGCGACCAGCUCAAGAAGGGCGAGGUCCAGAAGAUCGUGCUGCUCAGCCUCUGCACGGGCCUGAUCCUCUUCAGCUACGCCCGGAUCCUGCUGGAGGGCCGGCGGCUGGGCGUGCUGAGCCGGCGCAACCGCAUCGGCCGCAAGACCAUCGUCAUGCACGGCGCCCAGCUGGCCGUCUACCUGCUGCCCACCUUCGUCAACUUCGCCCUGCACCUGCUCAACCGGGCCGGCCACCUGCAGGCCGGCGCCAAGGAGCUCUUCGGGGUGGUCAACUUCGCCUUCUUCAGCCUGGCGCAGUGCAUCGCGCCCGUCAUCUACGGCCUGCGCAAGGAGGAGCUGCUGGAGAAGAUGCACCACCGCUUCCCCUGCCUCUACUGCAACCUGAAGGGGGUGCUGGAGUGGACGGUGCGCGCCGCCCGGCCCGGGCUCCGCCACCCGCCCCGGGAGAGAGCCAUGACGGCUGCACAGAGGCUGAUUUCGGUGGAGUCGCCGCAGACGCCCGUCUAGCCGGACAGAGGGAUCACCCGACGCCGGGCGACGGACGGGUGUCGUCUGGUUCUCACUACGGAAAGCAGGGAAUGGUAGAUCCCGUUUUAAACCUGUCCCGAGACGCACAGCUGCCAGGCAGAGGGAAACUGCACAAGCAGCCCUUGUCUCGGGGGUCUGUAGCACGGAAGGGGGCUCUUUCCGUGGGAAGAGUGCAGGGCCAGUGCUCCAAUUCCCACCGCAGGACAGGAAGGAUCGGGACCUUCCACAUUCCCGAAACGUCGGGGAAUGCAAGAGGCAUUCUUGGCAUGGCAGGAGAAAGGGACAGAGGAGAGAGCCCCUUCUGUAACCUCCUGUCUACACCAUCGAGCCUUGCUGUUGGAAUUACCUGGAUUGAACCAAACAUCUGCGCCACCGGCACUGAAAUUCAGACAUUUUCCGGGUCUAAAAUACCGAGCAAGAAGUACUGGAAUGUGAACUUCAGACCUUACCCUGGAUCUCGAGGUCAGGAAGACUGGAUACCUCCCACCACCGCCGCCGCCACUGGACGUCUUUCUGACAGCCCCUCUAGUUCAGGCCAGCAGGGGGGGCGGAACGGUGUACGCGGAGAGUUGGGCUGCAGUUCUUGGACCCUGAGAUGAAAGGCUGGCGAGAAAUAGAGAUUGCAGAGGGCGUGGGGUCACGCAGACCCAGCCAUGGAGGGUCUCCAGCUGAAGGCGACAAUCGCCAUCAAAGCACCAGGGUCAAGGGAUCUUGAGUGGCAUUGAGUGCCACUUUUUAAAAGAACGGUCCAGCUGGAGCCAAGACCUAUCAAGAUCUAUCAAGAGGUCCCGCUGGAGCCAACUCUGAGACCACAACCCCCAUUGGCCUUUCUGUUUCCACAUCGUAGAGUGGCAGGGUUGCAGAUCAGAUGGAUCGCGGCAUCUGCUGUCCACGGGCCAGGACUGACGGAUCUUGACGUAGGCAACAUGAGACAGCUUCUGGAAGAGAGGUUGCUAUGAGCGUAUUGAGCUCAGGAUCUUAUCAGCUUUAGCUUUCAUUUCGGAAUUUGGCCAGAUGAAACAUCAAACAUGAGCCCAGCUUCUGGACGGUGACAGAGAGCGGGGAAGGUACAAACUGGUUCCGGGUUUUUAGUCCCUAAAAAAAAAGUGUGGGCUCCCUAUAAAAGAGGUGGGGCUGGGACUCUUUGGGACAGGAGCGAGACGCGCUGGUCUGGCAGUUAACGAAGGGUUGGGUUGCCUGUAAUUAACCUCACCCUCCUCCCCGCAGGAGGCUUGUUACUGGGUUGCAUGGUGAGCGUCUUUCUGUUCAAACUAAAACGAACUUGAUUUUGCUAUCCGGAGGUCAAAGGUUAGAGACUCAACACUCCGAGAGAAGAGUUAAGUAACUAAACUACUGAAGGUGCGAUGCAAUUAACCACUGUGAUCACUUGGUGCGGUGCUGGGAGUCAUCUGCCAGUACUGGCAUCUCGGGCAGUUCUAUGUCUGCACAUGGCCUGUGCUGUGAUACUAAGAUGUAGCUAGAGCUUUGUGAAGCGCACCAACCAUUUAUUAAUCUCAGAACUAUUUAUUGUUCUCAAGAGGCAGCUAUGUUCACACAUCAUUAUCCCACUCAUCCCUGCAACAUACCGCUAGGGCUGAUUGAGAGAAAGAGGCUGAACUAAUUUUUGCAAGAAAGAAUCUGAAGUUCACUAUUGCUUUGCCGCCAAGACCAGCAAAAGUGUAGAUACCCUCCUGCCUUCAAAGAGGACAAAUUUUAAAUUUGGCACUGGUGUCACUGCAGACAGGAAAUAGCUCUCGUCCACUUCCUGUGCAUCAAUAUUUUCCCAACAUCAGCAGUCGCAAACUGGGCUGAUGGCGGCGACACAACUUAUCUGAAUUGACAUUUGUGAGGACGUUUCUAGUUUCAUUUAACAGGAAAGAAGGAAAACGUGUCGGGUUGAACAGGCUUUUGGCGUAAAUGUACCCGUUUUUACGUUAAAUCGUUGAGGACCUGGUCUUCCCCUUGUUUGUUGAAAUUCGGGGCGAUUUACCGCCGUCGCCAGGAGGAGUCUGUCAGGUUUGCGGUUGGAGAGAAGCACCGGACAGUUGCGGACUGCCGCCCUGCCCCGGGGCUUGUUCAAAACCCCACGGCAGAAAGGCUCCUGACGGCUGCCGCCAUGUAGAGCUACGGUACAUCCCGCCAUGAGCUGUACAAUCACGCUCUUGAAAAGGACUCAUUUCCUGUUUGGCAAUGGCAAAUCAAAUUCACAUGACAUUAAUGACAAAUUACAUUUACGUUAUUUAGAUUACAGGACACCAGUGCACAAAUGUAUCUUUAGGGGUUGCGAGUCCUGAGAUGUACAGUAAAUCGACAGUCCCUGACAAUCGCUUGCAGAGGCUCCCCCGAUAUCUGUACACGUCUCUUCAGCGAUGUGUCUGGAUAAUAAUUAUAAUAAUAAUUGCUUACACUUAUAUAGCUCUUUUCUGGACACUCCACUCAUAGCGCUUUAGAGGUA
This is a messenger RNA of Lepisosteus oculatus (spotted gar), 5400 nucleotides long. The record is from RefSeq and is a predicted model, not a curated record. NCBI's taxonomy places the organism in Eukaryota, Metazoa, Chordata, Actinopteri, Semionotiformes, Lepisosteidae.